AUGUCAUACCUCCCGCCACUAGGAGCCUUGCUCCUGCCUCUCACGGCACUACUCGUCCAACCUGCACUCGCUGCCAACCCAUAUACCAGCUCUAUGAGCGAAACACCGAGAGACAACAACCCAGACUGUGAUUGCUAUGUCGUGCAAUCUGGUAAAGAUUCGAAUACACCAGAGUACUUCCAGUACUAUCGAUUCUACGACUUCCGAAACCUGCCAGGCGCGAUGAGCGAAUCGCCGCCGUUGCUCAACGACACAGAGACCGCGGGUAUGAUGCCCACAUGGCAACCCGAUCUCUUCAACAGCGAUGCAUGGAACUACGAUUGGGGGAUUCAAAACUGGAGCAAGCCGGCUACAGACGACUUCCCUACACCAAUGAACAAUUCCCUCGCGAAUAUCUUCCUCGGCGAAGAAGACUCCACGUCCUACCUCGCACUCCGUACCUCGCGCAUGGAAGACUACCAGACAGCCGGUGAAAUCGAGAACCAGCAAAAGAACCUCAUGCACGUCUCGAUGCGCAUGUACGGUCGUGUUCAAGGCGCCAAGGGUGCGGUAGCAGGAUUCUUCACCUUCUACGACGACGACAACGAGUCCGAUAUCGAGAUCUUGACCGACGAUCCCAAAGACAAGAUCCGCUACACGAAUCAGCCCUCAGUAGGCGAGGACGGCAACGAAGUGGCUGCUGCAUCCGUUGGUCCCACCGACCUCCCACGCUGGGACGACUGGCAAACGCACCGCAUCGACUGGCUUCCCAAGAACAGCUAUUGGUACCUUAACCAGAAGCAAGUUGCUGCAAACACUUACUCUGUCCCUCGCGAACAAAGUUUCCUCGUCCUAAACAUGUGGGGUGAUGGUGGAGAGUGGAGCGGCCAGAUGAACGUGGGCGACAAUGCUGAGUUCCACAUCCAAUGGAUUGAGAUGACGUUCAAUACCAGUGGACCAUAUGCUGGCAAGGCCCAGGAGGACAAGAGGGAUACCACGAGCUUGUUUGGAAGGAAAAGGGCUGAGAAGGGGUGCAAGACUGUUUGCAAGAUCGAUGACGUGAAAGAAGUCGGUACACCGGAGGUUGAUAGCGGUGCCAUGAGCAUGGGUGUUUCUUGGGGAUUCUUGGCUGUAGUUGGCCUCGUUUCUGUUGUUGUCGGAUUUUAG
This is a messenger RNA of Alternaria atra, 1146 nucleotides long. RefSeq lists its product as uncharacterized. Bases 1 to 1146 code for a protein of 381 amino acids. The record is from RefSeq and is a predicted model, not a curated record. Lineage: Eukaryota; Fungi; Ascomycota; Dothideomycetes; Pleosporales; Pleosporaceae. The transcript has a single exon. Gene Ontology annotation, biological process: carbohydrate metabolic process. Gene Ontology annotation, molecular function: hydrolase activity, hydrolyzing O-glycosyl compounds.